UGGGGUGGGCGUGUCUAAAGGCAAAGGGCGGGGCGCGCGCGUCGGGAAGAUGGCGCUACGUCUGCUGCGGAGGGCGGCGCGCGGAGCUGCGGCGGCGGUGCUGCUGAGGCUGAAAGCGUCUCUAGCAGCUGAUAUCCCCAGACUUGGAUAUAGUUCCUCAUCUAAUCACAAGUACAUCCCCCGGAGGGCAGUGCUUUAUGUACCUGGAAAUGAUGAAAAGAAAAUAAAGAAGAUUCCGUCCCUGAAUGUAGAUUGUGCAGUGCUCGACUGUGAGGAUGGAGUGGCUGCAAACAAAAAGAAUGAAGCUCGACUGAAAAUUGUAAAAACUCUUGAAGACUUUGAUUUGGGUCCUACUGAAAAAUGUGUGAGAGUCAACUCAGUGUCCAGUGGUCUGGUGGAAGAAGACCUAGAGACCCUUUUGCAAUCCCGGGUCCUUCCUUCCAGCCUGAUGCUACCAAAGGUGGAAAGUCCUGAAGAAAUCCAGUGGUUUGCAGACAAAUUUUCAUUCCACUUAAAAAGCCGAAAACUUGAACAACCAAUGAAUUUAAUCCCUUUUGUGGAAACUGCAAUGGGUUUGCUCAAUUUUAAGGCAGUGUGUGAAGAAACCCUAAAGGUCGGGCCUCAAGUAGGUCUCUUUCUAGAUGCAGUCGUUUUUGGAGGAGAAGACUUUCGAGCCAGCAUAGGUGCAACAAGCAGUAAAGAAACCCUGGAUAUUCUCUAUGCCCGGCAAAAGAUUGUUGUCAUAGCGAAAGCCUUUGGUCUCCAAGCCAUAGAUCUGGUGUACAUUGACUUUCAAGAUGGAGCUGGGCUUCUUAGACAGUCACGAGAAGGAGCCGCCAUGGGCUUCACUGGUAAGCAGGUGAUUCACCCUAACCAAAUUGCCGUGGUCCAGGAGCAGUUUUCUCCUUCCCCUGAAAAAAUUAAGUGGGCUGAAGAACUGAUUGCUGCCUUUAAAGAACAUCAACAAUUAGGAAAGGGAGCCUUUACUUUCCAAGGGAGUAUGAUCGACAUGCCAUUACUGAAGCAGGCCCAGAACACUGUGACGCUUGCCACCUCCAUCAAGGAAAAAUGAUCUGUUAAAUGAAGCUCUCAUCAGGUGGGCUGAGGCAUAUACAGUGGGUUUCUUAAAGACAAACCACAAUACUCAAAGCAACUUGUUAGGAUGCCAGAUUGGGACCUGACUCCAUUUACAGUUCAUGUUAAUCACCAUUUUGUUGUUGUUGUCUUACUGGCCAGUUGUUCCCCUAAAAAAAUGAACGUUUUUCCUUUUGGAUCCAAGCUUACAAUUUUAUUGUUUUUAGUGUAUUACAUAUAUGGGCUUAUGAUUUCACAGGGAGGUAAGAUCCUGGGGAAAGAUGGGCUGUGAGGGGAAGGUAGGUCUUUAAUGAAACGUAUCUUUCCCAAAUAGACAUAUUCCCUCCACCCUUCUCAUGUUAGUAAAUGUUUCCUGCUUGUUCAUUUAUACAGCUGACACCACAAAUAAUUUUAAGAAAAGCCAGGCCUUUAAAACAUAGUAACAACAUUAAGGGGUCAUCUCUAUUUCACUAGUAAUCUGAGAAAACAACAGAGAUGGCAUCAAAAAAGGAUACUAAGUAUUAUAUUGGCUUAAAAAGACACUUUCUAAAAAUAAACUUUCAAAACUGGUUACUAUUAACCUCCACCCCUAAAACGAAACAUCCACCUCCUUGAACCGCUAGAUGAUGAACACGAAAGCUGUCAUCCUGGGUGAAUGCUGUGGGUCAACCGUUACCGGCAAUUAAAAAAUAAAUGUGCAGAAACACAAGACCAUCCAUUCUCCCCCUUUAUUUUCUCGUUUAACUGUUUGCCAUUGAGGCCAUUUCCCCCUGGAAAUGUAUGGCCGGGACAGGACUCCCUCAGUCAUAAACUUGUAGCGUCUCAGAAGACACAAUGCACCGGGCUGGUGCAUGUGGCCCCUGCGAGAUUUGCAUCACAUUAGAGAUGCGGCUGCAGGUCAGAUGGGUGGUGUGGUUAACGGGCUUAGUAAAGCUGUUUUGAAGAGGUUAACCCAGCUUGUAGUAAGGGUAAAUAAACAUAACAACCAGCCAUUGUUCCCUAUUCAGCAUGUACUCUUAUAUUGAAGGCUAAAGGGUAUUGAAGCUGCAGAGGGAUCAACUUGUGCUUGCCAGAGGACGCCAAUGAAGUUUGAAACACCAACAAUCAGAGAUUUUGUUUCUGUUCCUCAUUAAAUCAUGAGCUUUUGUGCCGAGA
Symphalangus syndactylus (siamang) is the source of this 2229-nucleotide messenger RNA. It is a transcript of the gene CLYBL, whose product is annotated as citramalyl-CoA lyase. Gene Ontology annotation, biological process: regulation of cobalamin catabolic process. Gene Ontology annotation, molecular function: (S)-citramalyl-CoA lyase activity. NCBI's taxonomy places the organism in Eukaryota, Metazoa, Chordata, Mammalia, Primates, Hylobatidae. The record is from RefSeq and is a predicted model, not a curated record.